GGGCUGGGAAAAGACUGAAGCAGCGGCGGCGGCGGCGAGGCGCGCUGCAUACACUGCUCGCCAGGCAGCCAAAGUUCAGCGCCGGGAGGAAUCUGCACCUCACACCCGGCGGGCAGCGGUCGUGUCAGCAGCUGUAGGGGCGGUGGCGGCCCGCCACACAGACAGAGGAGGAGGAGUAGGAGGAAGAAGCGGGGAGGGAGGUUGGGAGCUAGGAGAGAACGACCUAAAACUCGACCAGCUGAGGAUAUUUCGUUACCCCUUGGCUAAUUUCUGAGUAUUUCCUGAAGAUUGCACCAAAUUUCCUUCACCCCCAUUCCACUUCCAUCCCAUAUAAAAUGUAACUUGGCUUUUAAUAAGACACCUAAGACACAUGCCAUUUGCUGGUAUGAAAGCUUGAAGCACUGGCGAUUGCAUCUGCCGUGAGAAAGGGAACUUUGGGACUGAAACUUGGUUGGAUUAUGGCUCGCUCCCUACGAAAACAGUUCCCCUCCAGGUACAAAAUCACAGCAGAGAGCCCUUGGCACGGUGCACCCACAGACGCGGUAAUGCCAAGCCGCCUGCGAGAGUUCUGAUCUGCUUUGGAGUGCUGUCAAAAUCUCACACUUAUACGCAGAAAAGAAACCACGGCUUCCUCUUGGCAUUGAUUUUAAUAAGAGUUUUUGGCUUCUCGUGAAUAUAUCGACGUUUACGUUUUCCUCCUUAAUAUUGCCAUAUUUAGUUCAGUUGAAAACGGGGGAGUUACUCCCCAACCUUCAAAAACAGUUAAUUUCGACAUAUAUGCUGGUUUUCACACGUGGUGUUAAAACCACAACCGUUUAUUUUCUUGGGGGAAUGAACCUAUGGCAGCCACGCUGUAAGAAGAGGGAACAGAAAACGAAAUGAAGGAAAAGUCUAAAAAUGCUGCCCGGACUAGACGGGAGAAGGAAAACAGCGAGUUUUACGAACUGGCCAAAUUACUACCGCUGCCAUCUGCAAUAACCUCCCAGCUCGACAAAGCCUCUAUCAUAAGACUGACAACCAGCUAUUUAAAAAUGAGAGUGGUUUUCCCUGAAGGUCUGGGAGAAGCCUGGGGCCAGACCAGUCGCACUGGCCACUUGGAUAACGUCAGCCGAGAAUUGGGGUCCCACCUGUUGCAGACCCUGGACGGCUUUAUUUUCGUGUUGGCCCCGGAUGGGAAAAUUAUGUACAUCUCGGAGACGGCGUCAGUUCAUUUGGGACUGUCACAGGUGGAGCUGACUGGAAACAGUAUUUAUGAGUACAUCCACCCUGCUGAUCAUGAUGAAAUGACUGCAGUUCUAACAGCUCACCAGCCCUACCACUCUCAUUUUGUUCAAGAAUAUGAAAUUGAACGGUCCUUCUUUGUGAGGAUGAAAUGUGUCUUGGCAAAGAGGAAUGCUGGUUUAACCUGUGGUGGUUACAAGGUCAUCCACUGCAGUGGCUAUCUAAAGAUUCGUCAGUACAGCCUAGACAUGUCUCCUUUUGAUGGUUGUUACCAGAAUGUUGGAUUGGUGGCAGUUGGCCAUUCAUUGCCCCCAAGUGCUGUGACAGAAAUCAAACUGCACAGCAAUAUGUUCAUGUUUCGAGCUAGUCUUGACAUGAAACUGAUAUUUCUUGACUCCAGGGUAGCUGAACUGACAGGCUAUGAACCUCAGGAUUUAAUAGAAAAAACUCUUUAUCAUCAUGUCCAUGGAUGUGAUACAUUUCACUUGCGCUGUGCUCAUCACUUGUUGCUUGUCAAAGGACAGGUAACAACAAAAUAUUACCGCUUCCUUGCAAAGCACGGAGGUUGGGUGUGGGUUCAGAGCUAUGCAACAAUAGUCCACAAUAGCAGGUCAUCUAGGCCCCACUGCAUCGUUAGUGUCAACUACGUUCUCACGGAUGCUGAAUACAAGGGGUUGCAACUGUCGCUUGAUCAAGUAACAGCAACAAAACCAUCCUUUCCAUACGCAAACUCAACCCCAACCAUCACGGACUCCAGGAAGACAAGCAAGUCCCGUCUUAGCCGAACAAAAUCUAAACCAAGAACAUCACCUUAUCCUCAGUAUUCUGGAUUUCACAAAGAAAGAUCUGAAUCGGACCAUGAGAGCCAAUGGGGAGGAAGUCCACUCACAGACAAUGCUUCCCCACAACUGCUGGAUCAUACAGAAGGGUCACAGCCACAUUCACAGCAUGACAUUAUAUCCUGCGCCUACGGACAGUUUUCUGACAGAAAUUCUUUGUGCUAUGGCUUUUCCCUUGAGCACUCCAGAUCGGUGGAGGAAAGGCAGUCCCACUUCCACACAUCGCCGUGCGAGGGUGGAAGGUGCGAGGCAGGCAGAUACUUUCUUGGGGGCUCGCAAUCUGGAAGAGAGAAUUGGUGGAACUCCUCCCGUAUGACACUUGCUCUGACUAAGUCAUCUCCAGAGAGCAGGGAGGGAUAUGAAAACAGCAUGCCACACAUAGCUACUAUUCCCAGUAUUCAUGGAAGAGGACAUUGGGAUGAAGACAGUGCUGUCAGUUCACCAGACCCUUGUUCUGCCAGUGAAUCGGGGGACAGGUAUCACAAUGAGAGGUACCAGAGUAGUCCACACGAGCCGAGCAAAAUCGAAACUCUGAUUAGAGCAACACAGCAAAUGAUCAAAGAAGAGGAAAGCAGGCUGCAACUGAGAAAAACUACAUCGGAUCAGAUGCAGCCGAUGAACGGUGUAGCCAAGCUUCAUGCUGCAUGUUUCAAUGUGAACUACCAACAGCAACAAAUGACCAGUGUUGUGUGUCGUGCUCCACCAAUGUCUAACACCGCUCGCUGUGAUCACCUCCAACAAAGAGAUGGGAAGAUCGUUAGCCCUCAUGAGAAUGAAUACAAUGGCAGCCCCAUUUCACUCUCAAGAAUAAGUAGCCCUAAUUCAGAUCGAGUUUCAAAGACAAAUGUAGCCUUAAAUAAAGACUACCUAACUUCAGACAUGUCUCCUCAUCAAACAGGGGGGAACUGUUCAUCAUCGCCAAACUAUUAUUCCGCCCAUCCCCGACAGUACUUUGAUAAACAUGCAUAUGCACUGACUGGCUAUGCUUUUGAGCACUUGUAUGAUAGUGAAGCCAUUAAAAACUAUUCUCUGGGCUGCAAUGGCACUCACAUUGACGUGACCUCUCACUUCCGCAUGCAACAGGAUCCAACUCAUGCACAUAAGGGCACCACGGUUAUUAUCACCAAUGGAAGCUGAUGUUUUACUAUAGUAGAAGUUAGGGUGAAAGACAACAAGCAGGAAGAGUGCAGCAACUUGGAUUUAAAGGAAACAUUGAGGCUGCACUUGUAUUCCCAGUGCCAGCUUGCACAUAGGCACUGAACCGGGUUUACCACUCUGCUCUGUUUGACAGUUGGUCUAGUGUAUGCACUAUACGUUGAUACACAGAGUAUUUAAGGUUAAUCAAUAAGACCAGGUGGGGCAGGAAAGCUUUCCUCUUUUCUAUUUGUAGCAAAAUCAUAAGUAUGUGUUCUUUUGCAAGAUGUUUACAAUUCGCUACACCUAAGACACAAAGUUUUUCCCUUCCUUUUCCUAGCCCACCCCAGGGUAUAAACUGCAUUAAAUGGUUAGCCAGUUACUUCAGAGUUAAAUAUAAACCAGGCUAUAGGAUCUAUUUUGGUUUGUAUUUUAAUAUGUAUAAUGAAAAUGUUUCUAGAGCAUUCUGGCAGUAGUGUUAAGACAGGGGUGAACAGUUUAACCGUUUACAUUGCACCCAUUUAAAUGGAGUAAUUCCUGACUUUUAAAACAAAGUGUUGGUUUGAUAAACUGGUAGAAUGGGAAUUACAUUUAGCUGACCAGCCUAAAGGUAAUAUCACAAUUGAUAGCUGGCUGGUUGGCAACACCUGGUAUCCAUAAGUUAAUUCACAUGAGUCGCUAACGUAGCUGAACAUCGAAGGCUAAGUUAUGUUGUAUCAGCCACAUGUUGCUUAAGAGGACACGGUUAACAUGGAAAGGAAAAGAUUUAUGAAAGCUUUCAAGUAUCAAAGAGCAGUUUGAAUGUUGGCAUCAAAGCCUAUGUGUGUAGUAGUGAAGACUAAUGGGCACUUGAGUUUAACAUCCAUCGGCUCAGUUCACUUUUCAGGCGUACCAAAAUGCUUAUUGUGGAACAGGAAACCUCUUGUUUGCAAUUAGAGAAAUAAAUGCAGUGAACCAACAAAACAAAUCAAAUUAAAUCAAAGUUGCUUGGCACACAGCAGGGCUUUUGUUUUUACAAGGUAUUUAACACAUUUUACAAGGCAGUUCUUUUGCUGAAUAGUUCACACAGAAAGGAUGGCAGAUCGAGCAAUUUAACAGAGGAAGGCUGCAGACCAACAUUUAUGGAUAUAUUAUACAAAAAUUAGAUAUUUAUUUCUGUUGGUUGUACUCAAAAUAUUGAAACACCUGUACAGAUUAGGCCUAUUUUUGUUCCCUUUGCAAAUGCCCUUCCUUAAGAAUACAAGUCUAAUUUUCAAGGGUCUUGAGGUACAGUGGCAGUGUCUAUCUCUUCGCCAGGUUGCCCAGGUUUAGGUCCCACCAGCCUCAGAUGUACACCAUAGCAUUUCUGAACAGGUUAAUUCAAAAGCCCAAUUCUACACUUCUGAAAUUGUCAUUUUUAAAAUAAAAUUUCUAUACUGUUAAGAAAAAAAGUGUUUGGUCAUAAAUCUAAUCUUCUACCAAGUUUUCCAAUCUAGACCCAGCUAUGUGCAGGAAUUCCAGUUUGUCAGAGUGUUAAAAUCACUUACCUUGUAUUUGAGCAAUCUUAUAAUGAAUUUGCAAAGCCCUUUCAAUCAGGACAGAUGGCCUGAACUGACAAGCCCACCCAGUCUGAUUGACAAGCCUGCCUAUUGGUUGGUAAGAGGACCUAUUAGAAUGUGGUUUUCUACUUUCAAAACUGCUUGUUCAGUUUGACAUAGCAGCUAGUAAGAAUGUGUUGAAAAGAAAAGUCAAACGGACUUAAAAAUUGGCAAAAGCAGGCCAGAAUGCUACAGAACUGUAUCCUGUUUCUAUGGAAAUCAAUUUUCAAACUAGAAAGUCAUUUCUACUUAAAAGCCAGAGGGGUUAUUUGGGGAUUUUUAGUUAGUUUAGCAACUUUCCUCAGAAGUUCUUUCUCUGUACAUGACAGAAAUUAUAGUGAGUUCCUAUUAUGAAGACAGUUGGAUCAUCUCCAAUAUUCCUUUAAACAAUCAAGAAUACAAUUGAGAACAUGGCAUUUUCAGUUCAAUAAGAUCCUAUUGAAUAUCUUCAUUUUUGUUCUUUUAGGUUCCAAUGAUCAGCUACCUCCAUGUUUUGGCAGGUGUCCUGCCUUAAAAUUGUACAGUUCCUGGCUUGUUUCAUUAUUGUUUUAAUAGAUGAAACUGUAAAUAAUUGAGUGCAUGACUUGAGAUUACAGUUAUGGUCAAAGCCCAGAAAACUUGACUUAUUGACUUGCCAAUAAUAACAAAACAAAACUGGAACUCUGAACUGUAACUGGAACGAGAUGUAUGUGAUUAAAUUAUUGUCCUAUUGAGAGUUAAUUUUCCUCUGCAAUUAAUUUCUUUCUAACUUCAUAAGCUAAACAAAGACUUACCUUAUCAGCCCUAUACUUCAGCAGGUCACAAAAUAUUACAUCAAAAAUGACAAGAAAUCACAUGACAAGGAAACUGGACCAUACAACAGCCCUUAAAGCACCAUUUGAUAUUUUGAACAAUACAGAGUUUCUGGUUAUUCAGGAGGCUGGAUACUUAUAUAUGAAUAGAUGAGGGUCUGCCUUGCUUUCUCUGCCUUGGUGUCCCAAUUUAAUAAAACACUCUAGUGAUAUUCUGUUGGAAAUGUUACUGUUCUGAUAAAAUUCUGCCUGCACCCACCACUUAACAAUGUACAGUUGAUGGUAGCCUUGUAGUACAUGUUGAUGUGAAUACAAUUUGUAAAAUGGUGCCAAGUUCUUUUUGUGUAUUCAUAUAGAAGACUAUGAUUUGUAUAGUUAAUCCCUAAGAUCCUGUAAAGUGUUUCCUGUUAGAUUUAUUUAUAUUGUAAAUAGUUCCAACAUUUGAAGUACAUGUGCAUAAAAUGUAUUUAUUAUGUGAAGAAAUAAUG
Stegostoma tigrinum is the source of this 6050-nucleotide messenger RNA. RefSeq names its product SIM bHLH transcription factor 1a (gene sim1a). The record is from RefSeq and is a predicted model, not a curated record. Gene Ontology annotation, molecular function: protein dimerization activity; DNA-binding transcription factor activity, RNA polymerase II-specific; RNA polymerase II transcription regulatory region sequence-specific DNA binding. NCBI's taxonomy places the organism in Eukaryota, Metazoa, Chordata, Chondrichthyes, Orectolobiformes, Stegostomatidae. Bases 879 to 3197 code for a protein of 772 amino acids. Gene Ontology annotation, biological process: regulation of transcription by RNA polymerase II. The transcript has 12 exons.